AUGUUAAGAGUCGUGUUGCCAGUCAGAACAAUAUCGGACAGGGGAACUACGUUCACCGGAAAAUUCCUAAGGGCACUCUACCAACGCCUCGGAGUGAAACCAUCCUUCUCAUCAGCGUACCACCCGGAGUCAGACGGGCAAACAGAAAGGGUGAACCAGUUCAUCGAGUUUUACCUAAGAUCGUACGUUGCAGCGGACCACUCAGAUUGGGCUUCCUGGCUACCACUAGCGGAAUAUGCCUACAACAACGCCAAGCACUCCGCCACGGGAAAGACACCCUUUGAGUUAGUUUUUGGGCGAAACCCCGUCAUGAACCCGUCCAACAUUCCAGCAAACGUUCCAGAAGCCGACCAAGUGGCAGAUACCCUGGCAAAAGAAUGGAAGGAAGCGGAGGCAGCCCUGAGGAUGAGUAAGGAAAAGAUGUCUGGGAACAAAGGGACGAUACCAGUAUACUCAAUUGGAGAAAAAGUCUGGUUGGAUGGAAAGAACGUAGAACUUAGGACGAAUUCCAACAAAUUAGACCCCAAGCGACUAGGACCCUUUGAGGUAUUAGAGAAGGUAUCCAGUCACGCGUACCGCCUCAAACUACCAGAGACCCUCAAAAUCCAUGACGUAUUUUAUGUGGGAUUGUUAUCCAAGGCUCACGAAUCCCCCAGUCAGCCAUUCCCAGAUAGACCGCCCCCGGAGACAAUAGAAGGGGAGGAGGAAUACGAGGUGGAACAAAUCAUUGACUCCAGGAGACAACGAGGAAAAUGGUUUUACCUAAUCAAAUGGAAGGGUUAUGGCCCCAAAGACAAUUCCUGGGAACCGGAAGAACUCCUAGAAAACAGCCAAGAGGAGAUCCAACGCUUCAACAAGUCGCGACUGAAAAAGGCUCGUGACUCCGCCAAGAGCCUUUAA
Messenger RNA from Rhizoctonia solani, 900 nucleotides. Its product is annotated as Retrotransposable element Tf2 protein. The transcript is spliced from 2 exons. The record is from RefSeq and is a predicted model, not a curated record. The coding region runs from base 1 to 900 and encodes 299 amino acids. Gene Ontology annotation, biological process: DNA integration. NCBI's taxonomy places the organism in Eukaryota, Fungi, Basidiomycota, Agaricomycetes, Cantharellales, Ceratobasidiaceae. Gene Ontology annotation, molecular function: nucleic acid binding.